Molecule: messenger RNA, 7068 nt
Organism: Hippopotamus amphibius kiboko
Lineage: Eukaryota; Metazoa; Chordata; Mammalia; Artiodactyla; Hippopotamidae
Gene: CLMN
Product: calmin
Exons: 14
Coding region: 66-3164 (1032 amino acids)
Biological process (GO): negative regulation of cell population proliferation; nuclear migration
Cellular component (GO): nuclear outer membrane; cytoplasm; meiotic nuclear membrane microtubule tethering complex
Molecular function (GO): actin filament binding
Source: RefSeq, a predicted model, not a curated record
CCCGGCUCUCCGCGCCCGCCGCCCGCGCCCGGCCCCGGCGCCCCGGCCCUCCCGCCCCGCGCUUCAUGGCUGCGCACGAAUGGGACUGGUUCCAGCGCGAGGAGCUCAUCGGACAGAUCAGCGACAUCCGAGUCCAGAACCUGCAAGUUGAGAGGGAGAAUGUACAGAAGCGGACUUUUACUCGAUGGAUAAAUCUCCAUCUGGAGAAGUGCAACCCACCUCUAGAAGUUAAAGAUUUAUUCGUUGAUAUACAAGAUGGCAAAAUCCUAAUGGCUUUGUUAGAAGUCCUGUCUGGGCAAAAUUUGCUGCAUGAAUACAAAUCCUCAUCCCAUCGUAUUUUUCGGUUGAACAACAUAGCGAAAGCCCUUAAGUUUUUGGAAGAUAGCAAUGUAAAACUGGUUAGCAUCGAUGCGGCAGAAAUAGCAGAUGGCAACCCCUCUUUGGUUCUUGGGCUGAUUUGGAACAUAAUCCUCUUCUUCCAGAUUAAAGAACUCACGGGCAACCUCAGCAGAAACUCUCCAUCCUCCAGCCUGUCACCCGGCUCGGGGGGCACAGACUCAGACUCCUCCUUCCCACCCACACCCACUGCGGAGAGGAGCACAGCGAUAUCAGUGAAAGACCAGAGGAAGGCCAUCAGGACGCUGUUGGCAUGGGUGCAGAGGAAAACGAGGAAGUACGGUGUGGCGGUGCAGGACUUUGCAGGCAGCUGGAGAAGCGGGCUGGCUUUCCUGGCAGUGAUCAAGGCCAUCGACCCCAGCCUGGUCGACAUGAAGCAGGCGCUGGAAGACUCCAUGCGGGAAAAUCUAGAGAAGGCUUUCAGCAUCGCUCACGAUGCCCUUCACAUCCCCAGGCUCCUGGAGCCAGAAGACAUCAUGGUUGACACGCCAGACGAGCAGUCCAUCGUGACUUACGUGGCUCAGUUUCUAGAACAUUUCCCGGAGUUGGAAGCCGAGGAUUUUGUGGAUUCCGACAGAGAUGCUCCUAUUGAAUCCACCUUCGUUCGCAUCAAAGAAACCCCUUCCGAACAGGAGAACACCAUCUUCCUUCUGACUGAGGAUGGGGAGCGUGCUUACACUGUCAACCACGAAACCAGCCACCCGCCACCCUCUAAAGUCUUCGUCUGUGACAAGCCUGAGGGCGUGAAGGAACCCUGUGUUUCCAGCCAGGAGCCGGCAGACAGCUCGUCCGAGUUCACGCACCAGAUCAUCGACCAAGUUCUCCAAGGGAUCCCGGGGAAGAUCAACAGCACCAGUGAGCCCGCUCCAGAAUCUUCCAUCUUAUCAUCCAGAAAGGACAACCAGAGGUCCAACUCUCUGCCAGUCAAGAAAACUGUGCACUUUGAAGCUGACACCUACAGGGAUGCCUCCUGCAGUAGGGACCCUUCCUACCAUCCAGACCAUCGCUUCGAAGGGAGCCCAAAGGAGACCAAGGAGUCUUCCAAGCAGGAUGGACAGAUCUUGGCGGCUGAGGUUGCCGAGGAAACACUGAAACAGGAAGCCCCGGAGAUCCCGGAAGCAGCCUCCGACGAGGCCCCUGGCGAUGUGUCUUGGGUGGACGGUAAGAUCAGUCAUCCUCCGACUUCCCAGACCUCUCCCUCCUGGAAUGGGGUGUCGGAGAGAGCAGCCAGCCCAGGGGAAGAAGGCCUUCCCCCCUCACCCCUGGGAGAGAAUACCAUUAUGGCCGAUGCCAUGGAGAUCAAGGUUAAGCUGCUGACUGUAGAAGCGAUGGCUGAAGAAGACUAUUUCGAAGGCAUACCUUUAAAAGCCUCGAAAUUUAACAGCAACCUCGUAGAUUUUGCCUCCACCAGCCAGGGUUUCAGUGAGGCUCCUUCGCCUCGUGAGAAAAGACCUGCUGAGGAGGAGAUGUCGGAGAAUCACGCUGAGAAGUUGGGUGAAAGGAGAGGUAAAUCCGCCCCCAAGGAAGCAGAUCCGGAUGAGCCCCUGCUGAUGCCCGACCGGCACGAACCUCACAAGGACCCUGGACCAGAGGACCAAGGCUAUUCUCCGGCCGCCGAGGAGGCACCGGUGGGUAAAAAGCCAGAAGUGUGUGAAAAGGCCAAGCGCAAGUCCCCCCGGCGCCGUCGGGGCGAGGAGGAGGGGGAAGCCAAGGGCCCACGGAGGCUUGGGGGAGAAUUGCCUUCCCACCCGCCGAGCAGCAGCGUCAGCUUGGAGACCCUCCGCAGCCCCAGCGAAGAAGGCCUGGGUUUCAAGCUGUCUCCACCGCUCUCCAAGAUUUCCGUCAUCCCCCACGACCUGUUCUACUACCCACACUAUGAGGUUCCCCUGGCCGCAGUUUUGGAGGCUUACGCAGAAGGUGCGGAGGAUGUGAAAAACGAAGACACGGACCUCGAAGAGCCAGAGGGGUAUCUGCUGGACCUGGGGGCCAGGGAGGAGGAGGCCGAGGAGGCCGAGGCCUCCCAGAGCAGCUGCAGCUUCCCUGGGCUGGGUGAGGACCGCCCCCAGGCCAGCAUCACAGAGGAUGCCAGAUCAGCCUCGGAACCUACUCCCCUACCCCUGCAAGAGGACCACCAGCCAAGGGAGGCCGCAGAGGAUGUCCCUGUGCAGGACCAUCAGUCCCAGGAAUUCCCAAACUCGGAAAACUUAGCCAACCCAUUAGAAGAAAAGGUAAUGGAAGAAUCAAUCAGCAGUAAAAAAAAGGAAAAAAGGAAACAUGUGGACCUCGUAGAAAGUUCAAUAUUUGUAGCACCUGGAACUGUUCGCUCCUCAGAUGACCUGGAAGAAGAGACCGGCGACCACAAAGUCCUUUCCAGGACGAGUCGCAGUGACUCCAGCAUUUACAUUCGACGACAUGCGACUAGGUCUUUGGAAUCGGAUCAUUUUAGCUAUGUUCAAUUGAGGAACCCAGCAGAUCUGGAUGACAGAAGAAACCGAGUGUUAACCAGGUACAACACUCAGAAGCUCACUGAGCUGAUUUUACAGUUCUAUGGUAUCAGAGCAGACAUGAAGAGGGAAUUCAAACAUGCCAGGAUGUCUAUGAAAGCCAACAACUCAGGCGAAGCCAGGCUGCAGGAGAUUCACAGCCCACAGAGCGACUCGCUGACGCAGUUCGUCCAGCAGCCAGAUGUGAUGUACUUUAUCCUCUUCCUCUGGCUCCUGGUUUACUGCCUGCUGCUCUUCCCCCAGUUGGACGUCAACAGACUCUGAUGCGUGCGUCUGCGUAAUAAAAAGACAGGACCUGGCCGGGGGUGGGCGUUCUCCUUACUUCCUUUUAUUGCCUGUUCUGAAUGGGGCACUUCUGCAGAUGGUGGAGGACCUUCGAGGAAACUUAUACUCCCUCUCUCCACUUUUUUUUUUUUCCAGUAUUUCCUUUCUCUCCUAUAAGUCCUAAGCAUGCUUUUCUCUUUGGCUGUGGACUCAACACUCAGGUGUGUGGCCGGAUCCUUGGGUGGGGUUUGUUCGCGUGCCUUGCUCUGUCAGGUAUUAAGCUUCGUUACUGAUAUUCAUAACUGGGUCUUAGCUCGCCCCACGUGCUGGUUUUUAAGGUCCCAGAUGGACUUGAGUUUCUCGCCUCCUGAUGAGAAAGAGGAUGGAUGCCCCAGGGAGAGCCCGCACUGGGAAGAAAACUGCUGCACUUUCCUCCGAGAGGGGAGUUUGAAUGAAGGUGCUGGGGGUCCACGCACCUAUGGUGGUCUGGCGGUUGGUCAUGUUCUUUGGUGGGGGGGGUGGGACUAUCCGAGCAGCACGAAGCUGCCGGCUCCAGGAAAGCGCGUCCACGAAUGGCCAAAUCCGAGGAAAGUGAAGCCUGGGUUGUGAGCUGCAGGGCACACUCGUUCACCCUGGUUUUCUCUCGUGUGGGGGGCAUGCGUUUUAAUUUUGCUUUUGCAUUGAUUGAACUGAGGUACAGCUGUGAAGUUCAAACCUUUUCCACCCAUGGAAUCCUCCUUUCAAGUGGAUUCAGGUGGAUUCUCAGGGGCCAGUCUAGUCCAUACAUGAAAAGCAGAGCUUUGGCUGACACAGGGCAAGGCCUGGGAGCCCUCUCGCUUUGCCGGGCAGCUCCCCAGCUUCCGCCCGUGCCUCCUGAGGCAUCUGUGUGGGUACCCAAGGCCCCGCAGGGCCCUGUUUUAAAAAAAGCCCCCAAAAGCCCCGAGGAGGAGUGCAGAAGCGGCCUGGCUGCGAAUGAGCUCUGCUGAUGUUAUAGCAGGAAGUGGUCCAGCACGUUCCUGCUCCGAGAGCCUUUGUGCGUAUCUGCCUCGCAAUGUGAGUCUCAGCAUGGGCAUCCUUUGUGGUUGGUUAUAAUGGGUUUCUUCAAAAGCAAAAGGGUUUCUGGAAAGCACCCCGAGAAGAAACCAGGAGAGGCAGGUGGCGAGAGGACAGAGGCAUCCACCCGCCCUUCCAUCUUCCUUCUGCCCUGGGCUCCCUCCGCUCCCUGCUUCCUGCCAAGAGGCAGGCCGUGCGUCCCUGUGUAUUACUUCCUCCUCGCAUUGUCCUCCCCACUCAGAAAAGCAUGUAUGUGGUGAGACUUAUAAAACCACAGCCUCUUAGGUCAGGAGGGGCGGCAUCUCCUCUGCUCAACCCCGAGAGGCAGAGCUGGUUGACUAAGAUCACACAGGCAAUCAUGAGCAGACUUACAAGUGUACCCAGGCCACUCAGUGCCCAUCCAGAGCUGUCUCUUCUUUUAGGGAACUUCCAUUGAGCUUAUGAAUGUGUGAAAAACAAAUAAUAAAAUGAAUAGAUAAGAAUGUCCUCAUUUAAACAAAACCAAAAGUUUUAGGUCAACCGCCAACCUUUGUUUUUUCUCAUAUUUUUCCCAUGGGGAAGUUUUUUACUUUCAGGCUCAUUGCCCAUUUUUUCUAGAACACCCUUGACAGCGCUAACAACUUGUCAGCUGACACACCAGCAUUGUUCUUACUUUGGGAAUCACGCUUCUCUCUCAGCAAGCCAAGGGCUUGCUUAUUUCAAGCAGUGGGUCUCAAGUUUACAGAAUUCCACCAUGGCCGAGAGAAUUUACGUAGCACAUUUGAGUCGAUGACAGCCAAAGCCUGGCCUCUAACCCACUCUGGUUAUAGGCUGCCUUCUCUCCACGACUGAAUCUAAGCCUGCCAAGCUGAAAGCUGUUGGGAGUUUGGAGCGAUUCCAUCUCGAAGGCCGAGUGUCCCAUGGAAAAUGAGCUAAUUAACGAGCUCCCUGGCAUCCUUGAAACCUCAAAGGUACAGAUAAUAAAGAUUAUGUGUGUGAUAUUUUAUAACCCUGGACACCAUGCAGUCCUCACCUAAAUUAGAUGCUUGAAAAGCCAGGGAAGAGCUGACCCAAACGGUAAUCAUUUCGUUUUACGGGUCUAGAGCUUGUGCAGAAAAGUCUCCGCAGGUUUCUUCUCUCACCCAUUACAAAGUGUAAUAUUGUUUAAAACUAUCUACUGGCAAGAUGCCUGAAAGUCAUUUGGUUCAGGUUGGCAGCAAACUGAUUUUUUUUUAAAGAAAAAAAAAAUCUCACUUGAUUAUAGGCUUGUGUGAAAAAAGUCAGAUGUAGAAGGUGGGUAAGAAGCCUGCAGGACAAACCACCCCAUGGCUUGUGUUUAAGAAUUUAUUUUUAAUUCUUAUCCAAGUAAUACAUGUUCAUAGUUUAAAAAGAAACAAAUACUCUAAGACUUUCAAUGAAAACUAGCAAUCCCCUGUGUCUUGCUCCCGAGAAGUAACACUUUCAACUCUUUUAGCUGUUUCCUCUAACAUUUACCUUUGCAUUUCUAUAUGCUUAUACUUCUUUUAUUUUUAAAAUUAAUCUAGAAACGUCUACUGGCUUGCUACCGUGGUAGGGAAGGAUCUUGCUCUUAUCCAUACCCUGCUUUGUUUUUUUCCAGUGUAGUUAGAUUAUGUUACUUGGUGCAUCUCUCUUCAUUGUGGGCCUAUGAGGACUGUUUACUUCUGAGCCAAGUAGUGGACUAUAGUUACACGUCCUUUCUCACCAAAUUUUUUCUCCUUGAUGAUGAUGGUGAUGAUUAUGGUGUGGCACAUUCCUUAGUAACCUUCUCAGAAAAGAGCAAGAGAAGUAAAUAUUAUUGUAAAUAUUUUGAGAUUUUGCAUAACUUUAGAUGUCCUUAUUCUGCCCUUACCCAGGUAUAGCUGGAUAUAGAAUUGUGGUGGAAAAUAAUACCCUCCCACCACCCCACAGUGUGGUUGUUGAGAUCCCUGAUGCCUUUCUGAUUCCUUAGCUGUGACUUGGGUUUCUCCACCCUCCCAGGAAACAUUUAACAACCAUUCAUUCUUAGUGUUCUGAACGGUCCUGAUGGUGUUGUACCCUUGAUGGUGUACCUCGUGCUGGUCUCUCAUGAGAAAUGUCUUAAAUUUUCCUGUAAUUGUUCACAUUCUUACUUUCUGGACCACUUGCUGUUGUUCCAAUGUUGGACUUCCCAGGCUAGGCCUCUAAUAUUUUUUUAUCUUUUCUAUUUGUCAUCUCUUAAUUUUUUUAGAUCUGCUUCCAAAGGUAGUUAUUUAGCUUUAUCUUAUCAAUAUACCUGAUGAAUGUUUUAUUAAUUUUUAACUUCCGAAACAUUUUAUGGUUCUUUUGUUUCGGUUUUAUAGCGUCCUGUUCUUAUUUCAUGGGUUCAGAACUUACUUCUCUGUGGAUGUUCAUGGUAGUGGGGUUUGGGGGAAGUUCUUUUCUGCUCUCUGUUUUGCCUUUUAUCUCCUCUAAGUUCCCUUUCUCUUGGUUAGUAUCAGUCUCUGUUUUUCACAUGACAAGUUUUCUUCAGAUAUCUAGUGAUCCCAUGGAUCUGUUCGUGUGUAAGAAUGAUAUAUCACAAAAUGGAAAGGAAGCUCUGUGUGUCAAGUGGUGGGUUUUUCUGUAGAGUCACCGGGUGGGCAUCCGGACUCUUCAUGGGAGGACCACACAUCUCAAUAUUUACAGGUCUUUUCUCACUGCAUUUCUUUAGAGAUAUUUCCACUUUAGAGAUAUUUCCAUUCCUGCCUGAGAUAAAGGGACAUACACAAAGCUGCUACUAGCCUAUGCAGGGCCCUCAUGCAGUUUCAAAAAAGACAUUCCCUCUAAGUGGAUGACUUAGAAAUAGGUGCCCCUCUGGGGCUGAAGCCACCCAUGGGCACUUGGGCAAACUGGC